Gaeumannomyces tritici R3-111a-1 is the source of this 1355-nucleotide messenger RNA. RefSeq lists its product as hypothetical. The record is from RefSeq and is a predicted model, not a curated record. The coding region runs from base 161 to 1165 and encodes 334 amino acids. Gene Ontology annotation, cellular component: TRC complex; cytosol. Gene Ontology annotation, molecular function: protein binding. NCBI's taxonomy places the organism in Eukaryota, Fungi, Ascomycota, Sordariomycetes, Magnaporthales, Magnaporthaceae. Gene Ontology annotation, biological process: protein insertion into ER membrane. The transcript has 2 exons.
UCGAGCCCGAACAGCGCCCGUUCUCACUAACGACGACAAAACAAAGCUUGAGCGAACUUCCAAUCAACCAUACACUCGCUACAUAUUCGCUGGUUCCCCCCUCUCACGAUCCUCGCAUCGCCGAAUCUUACUGGAACCACCGGCCCUUUUGGUCGCAGCGAUGGCGGGCAAAGCCGACAAGAUCGACAAGAUCAUCGCGCGCCUGCAGCAGCGCAUCACCGAGGGGCAGUUCUACGAGGCGCAACAGCAGACCCGCGUCGUCGCGGCCCGCUACACCAAGGCCUCCAACUGGUCCGCCGCCACCGACAUCCUCUACAAUGUCUCGCAGUCUCUGCUCAAGGCCGGCCAGGGCGGCAGCGGCGGCGAUCUCAGCGUCCUGCUAGUCGACGUCUUCAAGCAGGCCGAGCUGGUGCCAGACGCCGUCAACAAAGGCAAGCUGCUCGCCUGUUUGAGGCUGUUUCCGAGCGAGGAGCCCACAAGGAAGAAGUUCAUUGGAGAGAUGAUUGCCUGGUCCUCCAAGUUUGGCGAGUUUCCGGCCGGCGACCCCGAGCUCCACCACGUUGCCGGAUCACUAUACGCCGAGGAGCACGAGACGUACGACGCGGAGCGGCACCUGGUCCUGGGCACCAAGGACUCGCCCGAGAUCCUGGCGCGGAUGGAGUACGAGUGGUACAAGGAGGACGAGUCCCACACGGCGCCGCAGUACGCGGCCCGCGCGGUGCUGCCGUACCUGCUGGUGGGCAACCUGCGGGCGGCCAACGCGUGCUACCGCGCCUUCACGAGCCGCCUGAGCGCCGACAACCAGGGGCUGGGCGUGCAGGACGUCAGCAGCAGCGGCGGCGGCGGCGACCUGCGCGUGUUCCCCAGCCUGCCGCUCCUCAACUUCCUCGGACUGCUCCUGCUCGCCAUCACAAGGGGCAGCCCGGACUCGUUCAGGCAGCUGGCAGCCAAGUACGCGCCGCACUUUGCCGAGUCCCCGGCCUGGGCGGAGCCCCUCGAGAUCGUGGCCGAGAUGUACUUUGGCAUCGCCAGGCCCCGGCAGAGCAACCCGCUCCUCGACAUGAUGGGGAGCCUGUUCAGCGGCGGCGGCGGCGGCGGGGCUAGUGCAGGGAGGAAACCUCCUGUCCAGCGCGUCGAGGCGCCCAUGGCCGAGGGGCUUGACUAGGUAUGGUGCGGAACGAAAAGAAGAAGAAAAAAAUAGGUAGCUUCUGAUUGUAGUUUAUACCCGAGUACAGCAUGACGAUGCACAUGAAGGAAGCAAGUUCUGACAUCACAUAUUUGCGAAGCUUAAAGCCGACGUCGCCGUCAUGCACAUUAUGAAUACCGUGGUGGCUCUUCCCUCUCAAACAUCCAGU